CUGGAAUUCUUCCGGACUCCGCGGAGCCUGAUCCCCGCCUUUCAUCCUCUCCCAGUCCGCCCACGCCGGCGGCUCCGGCGCUUUUCAUGUUCCCUCUCCGACGGCUUUUCCUGGGAAUGGGGCUCCCAGAGCCGCCCUUCCCGUCCCGCCGGAGCGCCCCGGGCUCCGCUUUGCCCUCUGGAACGAAAUUCAUGGAACCCUGGAAUUGGUUGGAAGGGACCCUGGGGAUCAUCCCAUGGGCAGGGACACCUCCCACCAUCCCAGGGUGCUCUGAGCUGGAAUUGGGCACCUCCAGGGGUGGGGGAUCCAUGGAAAAACAGGGAGGAAUCUCCCAGUGUUCCGGCAGGAAUCUGUGGGGAAAAUUCCGACACGGGAAAAAAGAAAAACAACAAAUUCCAGGAAUGUCCGAGUGGCCAAAACCAGGAUGAGGGAAAGACACACGGACAGGGGUAGGGGAAGGAAUCCUGCUGGGAAGGAAUCCAGGAUUUUUGGCACCUCUCUGGCUGGGAGAGGGGCUUCUGGAGCAGGGAAGGGCCUAUCCAGAGCCAUUCCCAACAAUUCCUGACCGUUCCCAACCAUUCCCAAGCAUUCCCAGCCUUCCCGGCGUGGCCAGCGGUGCAGGGGCGUGCCGGGCAUGUUCCUGCUGGCCCUGCCAGCCAGGGGGGUUGGCCAGGAAAUCCGGGAGCUUCCCGAUCCCAAAGCUGCUCCUGCCGGAGCCGGAGCUUCCCAGAGGGAAAAUUCCCGUCGGAAUCGCCGCUCUCCCAGGCCCAGGCUGAGGUUCCUCCACUCUGAGGAGGGCGAUGGCUCCAGGGAGCGCUCCCGGAGUGGAGGACGACAACUGGGGCGAGACCACCACGGUGGUGACGGGGACGUCGGAGCACAGCAUCUCCCACGAUGACCUCACGCGCAUCACCAAGGACAUGGAGGACAGCGCCCACCUGGACUGCUCCCGCCACCUGGGCGUGGCCCUGGGCGUGGCCCUGGCGCUCCUGGCCUUCCUCACGCCCUUGGCCUUCCUCCUCCUGCCGCAGCUGCUGUGGCGGGAGGAGCUGGAGCCCUGCGGGACGCCCUGCGAGGGGCUCUUCAUCUCGGUGGCCUUCAAACUCCUCAUCCUCCUGCUGGGCAGCUGGGCCUUGUUCUUCCGCCGCCCCAAAGCCUUCUUCCCACGCGUCUUCGUCUUCCGCGCCCUCCUCAUGGUGCUGGUUUUCCUGCUGGUCGUCUCCUACUGGCUCUUCUACGGCGUGCGGAUCUUGGACUCGCGGGACCGCAACUACCGCGGCGUGGUGCAGUUCGCCGUGUCCCUGGUGGACGCUCUGCUCUUCGUCCACUACCUGGCCGUGGUGCUGCUGGAGCUGCGGCAGCUCCAGCCCCAGUUCACGCUCAAGGCCGUGCGCUCGGCCGACGGCGCCAGCCGCUUCUACAACGUCGGCCACCUCAGCAUCCAGCGAGCGGCCGUGUGGAUCCUGGAGAAUUACUACCACGACUUCCCGGUCUACAACCCCGCCCUCCUCAACCUUCCAAAAUCCGUCCUUUCCAAGAAAAUGUCCGGCUUUAAGGUCUAUUCCCUCGGCGAGGAGAACUCCACCAACAACUCCACGGGGCAGUCGCGGGCGGUGAUCGCGGCGGCGGCGCGGCGGCGCGACAACAGCCACAACGAGUUCUACUACGAGGAGGCCGAGCACGAGCGCCGGGUGCGGAAACGCCGCGCCAGGCUGGUGGUGGCGGUGGAGGAGGCCUUCACCCACAUCAAGCGGCUGCAGGAGGAGGACCAGAAGAACCCGCGGGAGAUCAUGGACCCGCGCGAGGCCGCCCAGGCCAUCUUCGCCUCCAUGGCCCGGGCCAUGCAGAAGUACCUGAGGACCACCAAGCAGCAGCCCUACCACACCAUGGAGAGCAUCCUGCAGCACCUGGAGUUCUGCAUCACCCACGACAUGACCCCCAAGGCCUUCCUGGAGCGGUACCUGACAGCCGGUCCCACCAUCCAGUACCACAAGGACCGCUGGCUGGCCAAGCAGUGGACGCUGGUCAGCGAGGAGCCGGUGACCAACGGCCUCAAGGACGGCGUGGUCUUCGUGCUGAAGCGCCAGGACUUCAGCCUGGUGGUGUCCACCAAGAAGAUCCCGUUCUUCAAGCUCUCCGAGGAGUUCGUGGACCCCAAGUCGCACAAGUUCAUCAUGAGGCUGCAGUCGGAGACCUCGGUGUGAUCGGACUUUUCCCGAAUCCUUCCGGCUCCGAAUCUCCCAAUUUGGCUCCUCCGGCGCCGCGGAAAACCGGGAAUGCCGCUCCCGGCUCCGGCGCCUUGCUGGGAUCAUGACCACUCGUCCUUUCUUGAGGUGGCUGAGCCCCUUCUUCUCCUCCUCCUCCUCCUCCUCCUCCUUCUCCUCCUCCUCCUCAUUCCCAAAAUCCGGAUCCUUUGGAGCCGUAACUCAAGGGCUAAUUCCAAGAAUUCCCAACUUCCUUCUUCACCAGCGUCCUGGAGCAGCCCGGGGUCCCACAGACCUCCUGCUCCUGUCCGUGUUCUCCUGGACAACUGUCCUGGCUCUGGCCUUAAACCACUGCCCGGCCCCGGGGCCGGGCUUGGAAUCCCAAGGGAAUUUCUUGGGCGGGGGGAAGGAUUUUGGAAUCAUCUCCAGGAAUCCGUGGCUGCUAUGGAAAAGCUCCCCCUGGUGCAUCCCAGGUUUUGGGAGCGUCCUCCUCACCCCUGCUGAUUUUUUAGGAAAAACGAGCGGAAAUCUGGGGGUUUUUGGAGGAGCUGAAGGUUGAAUUGAGGUUUUGGGAGGGUUUUUUUGGGUGGGUUUUGCUGCUUGGGGGGAUCCACGUCCCAAAUUCCAGCAGCGGCUCCGUGGGGCUUCCCGGUGCCGUUGGAGCAAUCCUGGAUCCGUAACCCUGAGCAGCUCCUGGAGAUGUCAGCGAGGUCCUUCAGGAAGAUCCCUCAAAUCCCGGCCCCGUGGUGAUCCUGCAGAAUUCCCAUCGGGAUGCAAAAAAAAGCUUUUUUUUGCCUUCUCCUGGUUUUGUUUUUAAGGUCACAAAUACCUCACGGAUGGAUUUGGAAUUUUAUUCCAUUUUUUUUUUUUUCUCUCCAGCUUCCACCUGCACCCUCGUGGGGCCGGAAGUGCCGGAUUUCAUUCCAGGGAGGCGUUUUGGGGUCGGGUUUUGGGGUCGAUUUUGUCCUAAGCACUAAAAAGGGGGAGUUUGGAGCCAGGGGAGGCUUCCCCAGUAAGCACCAGUAGCAAAAUGGGGGGAUCCAUCCCCUACCCGAAUUCCAGGAAAUCCCUGGGUUUUUUGGGGAAUGUUUGGGGGGAAUAAUUUUUUGGGGGAAUUUGAACUGGGAGCCCAUUUUGGGGCAUUUUCCUGCCAGAAAAAAAAAAAAAAAGAAAAAAAAAAGAAGCAGAUGGAUCUUCCUGGGAGGGGUGGGGAGUUCACGAUUCCAUUUGGGAAUUUUGGGAGAUGAAAAUUCCCUUUCUCUGGUUCCGUUUUUGGGGUUGGGUUUGGAUUUCGUUUUCCCGCAGAGCCGAGAUUUCUGUGCAUGCGUGUAGAAAGUUGUAAAAUGUCAAAUUAAUGGUUUUUAAUAUAUAAAGAGAGCUUGGAGUUUCCCGGAGUUUUGCAGUGGGUCGGAGCAUUCCGGCAGUGGUAGGAAUUUUUUCCGUUGGUGUUUGGUUGUUUUUUUGGGUUUUUUUGUUUUGUUUUGUUUUGUUUUGUUUUUUCAUAGAGGAACUAAAAUUGUACAAUUUUGUUUUUUUAAUAAAAUAAAUCUGUUUUGACUUUU
This is a messenger RNA of Haemorhous mexicanus (house finch), 3766 nucleotides long. RefSeq names its product VANGL planar cell polarity protein 2 (gene VANGL2). Gene Ontology annotation, biological process: establishment of planar polarity; Wnt signaling pathway, planar cell polarity pathway; multicellular organism development. Gene Ontology annotation, cellular component: plasma membrane. The transcript has 6 exons. The record is from RefSeq and is a predicted model, not a curated record. The coding region runs from base 801 to 2204 and encodes 467 amino acids. NCBI's taxonomy places the organism in Eukaryota, Metazoa, Chordata, Aves, Passeriformes, Fringillidae.